AUGUUGCUUGAAAAUAUGCAACACGGUGGACAAAUGAUGUGGAUGUGGUUUCACACGCACAUCAACGACACACUUCUCUUCAAGAAUUGGUGGAUUCGUGACGUUGGAAGUACGAUACUUUGUUUCGUCGUAAUCUCUCAAGCCUUCCAAAUAUGUAUUCUUUCCUCUUUUUACUUGAAGAGAAUUCUCGCUUUUCACCGAACUAAGGAAGAAACAUGGUGCUCGCACUUAUUGAACUCCUCGCACUACAAGCAUGUGCUGCUCCACGUCUUCCAUGCUGUCGUCGCAUACACUUUGAUGCUGGUUUUCAUGACAUUUUCUGUCUGGUUGUGUAUUUCGCUCUGUUUAGGCCUGGCAACCGGCCACUUUCUGUUUGGAAAUAGGCGUUUCACAGUUGUUCCAUAA
Molecule: messenger RNA, 405 nt
Organism: Angiostrongylus costaricensis
Lineage: Eukaryota; Metazoa; Nematoda; Chromadorea; Rhabditida; Metastrongylidae
Source: the annotation of a GenBank genome assembly